This is a messenger RNA of Alligator sinensis (Chinese alligator), 1192 nucleotides long. It is a transcript of the gene COXFA4L3, whose product is annotated as chromosome unknown C15orf48 homolog. Lineage: Eukaryota; Metazoa; Chordata; Crocodylia; Alligatoridae. The transcript is spliced from 4 exons. Bases 61 to 324 code for a protein of 87 amino acids. The record is from RefSeq and is a predicted model, not a curated record.
GCAGCCGGGGCGGUUCCCGGCCGAUUGGGGCAGUGCUGUGUUGCGCUGCGGGUCGGCGGGAUGGGGAACACGGGCUUCUUCCUCCUGCUGCGGAAAAAGAAAGAACUCAUCCCCCUGGUCGGGUUUGUGGCCGUCGCCGCGGUUGGGGCUGUCUCUGCUUGUGUCUAUGCUCUGGUCAGCAAGACGGACGUCAUUAUUAACAAGUCUGGUAAUCCAGAACCUUGGGAAAGAGUGGAUCCUACCAAGCCUAGGAAGCUCUUGACAUUGUACCAGCAAUGGAAACCCAUAGAAGAGCUGGAAGAGGUCAAAAAGCUAAUGAAGUAAAGAGUUGCCAUUGCCUCAAAGGUACUCUAUGAAUCUAGUGGAAUCAUUUCUGCACAAACUCGACUAUUGAAAUCAGUGUGCGGAAAUGCUUCUGCUACAUUUUUAGGGUCUCCCUACAUUUUUGGACUCUGGAUGAGGAUUUUCAUUUUGCCUUAGAAGUUUUUCUUCAAUAUCCACCCAGUCCAAAAAUAAAGAUGUUUCAAAUAUUCAUUCUCAACAUUUAACUUGAUGUACGAGUUCAGUAUUCAAAGUAUUAACAGAAUGAAGCAUGCUUCAUUCAUGCAUGAGUUUUUUUUAUAGAUUGUUGAUUUUAUGUUCCUUUAAAAUAUAUUUUAAUUUUGUAAUUUUAUCAUUUUCUUUUCCUAAUAAAAUAAGCAUUUAUAUUUAGACUUUUUGCCCAGAGUUUCCUGUAACUUCCAUAAUAAGUGUGAAUGUCUCAGUACUCUUUUCUGAAGCUCCAGAGUAAGAUUUCUGGUCAGCUACUUCUCUUAAUGUCAUAUUUUAGUGAUGGAUACAGACAAUACCAGGAAGCCCUUUUCAGUUAGGGACUGUGCGCGCAAUGGCAACAUAAAAUGGUCAUAAAAAACAGAGGCAUAGUGAAAAAAUUUAGUUGGCUUCCAGUUGAGAUAUGGUUAAUGGUUUGGAUGUAGAAUAAAUGCUCAGACCUCAAUACUGUAAAGACUUACAGCUUUGUGUGCUUAAUUUUGCAAGCUAGGAGUAGUCCUCUAGAAGAUACUACUUUGCAGGAUCUGGACCUAAGACUUCAGUAUGACUAAAAUAAGAACGUUUUAAGAAUCUUUUACGUUUGUAAAUUUUUGCUGUUCAUUCUUGUGAGACCGUUGUUAAAUUAAAAUGAAGUUAAACAAAA